AAGAAGUAACGUUUGAAGAAAUGAAUCGAGCUAUGCGCUUCCUCUUCUCUUCUCCAACUACCACCUCUAUCCAUUCACUAUCUACUAAACAUCUCUCAAGAUUUUAUCGCCGAUCCAAUUCCGAUCUCGUCGCCGCCAUGUCCAUACGGAUGAAUUUCCACACCUUCGCCGGAAACCCAAUCAAAGCCAAGACUCCUAAAUCAGAUGACCCAUAUUCCUCAACAUCCGCUGUUCAAUCUCUCAAGACCAUUCUUUUAGGUCGAACCCAUGAGCCGCCCAAUUUCAAGGUACUGCCUUUCAGAAAGGGUAGGCCCUUGGCCGCAUCCGUUAGUAAUUCGCCGCCGAAUUGGCAUUUGGGCUGGUUGAGUUUCGACGAUUUUAAGGUUAUCUUGGAAAACACAGGGUUUAAUCUGGGAGAAGAGAUGUUUGUUUAUCUGGGUACGAAGGAAGAUGUUGUUUAUUGGGCGGUUGAUGUUUCUGAAGCUAAUCGAUUAACGAAUGAAUUGGGUAAUAGAAAGUUCUGUUUUGUGGAGUUAAGAACUUUGAUGGUUGCCACUGAUUGGAGUGAUGCUCUAGCCAUGGGAUACCUUUCAAUUGCUGGUCAUGCAAGGGCUUUGAUGGAAUGGCACAAUACGUCUCGUUUUUGUGGGUACUGUGGGGAGAAAACAAUUUCAAUGGAAGCUGGAAGAAGGAAAGAGUGUUCAAAUGAGUUGUGUAAGAAGAGGAUUUACCCUAGAGUUGACCCAGUUGUUAUUAUGCUUGUGAUUGAUAAGAAGAAUGAUCGAGCACUUCUGAGUAGACAAUCAAGAUUUGUCCCACGAAUGUGGAGUUGUCUGGCUGGUUUUAUUGAGCCAGGAGAAAGCUUGGAAGAGGCUGUGAGAAGAGAGACAUGGGAGGAAACUGGUAUUGAAGUUGGAGAUGUUGUUUAUCAUAGUUCUCAGCCAUGGCCUGUGGGUCCAAGCAGUAUGCCGUGUCAGUUAAUGGUGGGAUUCAUUGCAUAUGCAAAAUCACUUGAAAUCAAUGUUGAUAAAGAAGAAUUAGAAGAUGCACAAUGGCAUAGUAGGGAGGAUGUAAAGAAAGCAUUGACAUUUGCUGAAUACAAUAAAGCCCAACAAACAGCAUCCGAAAAAGUGGAACAAAUGUGUAAGGGCAAUGAACAAGGGCGGAGCUUAACUGCCGAUUUCAAUGUUGAAAGUGGUGAUCCUGUCCCAAUGUUUGUUCCUGGUCCUUAUGCAAUCGCUCAUCAUCUCAUCUCUUCUUGGGCUUUUCAAGAUGGUGGUUCAGAUAAUAACCAGUCAGAUCAAUUUAGGGCAUCUCUCUCGAAUCUGUAGUUGCAAGCUCUUUGAUUCUGCUGGGUUCUUGUUUAUUACAAGUCUUUGCUCCAUGAUUUGUAAAUUUACUUAUUUCUUAUGAUCACUGUAAGGAAUUAAGUAAAAAGCUUGUUUUCUACACUAUUUUUGUCAUGAUCCUUGACUAUGUCUAUCUGAAUUGGCAAAUGAUGCCGGACCAUUUCUGGUCAAGUUGUUUCCUAUAAUUUGGUGUUCUGUGUGAAACAAACAUGAUUGUUUAAGCAAAUUCAAGAUGAGUUUAUUGUCU
Messenger RNA from Impatiens glandulifera, 1596 nucleotides. Its product is annotated as nudix hydrolase 19, chloroplastic. Gene Ontology annotation, cellular component: cytosol. The transcript has 6 exons. NCBI's taxonomy places the organism in Eukaryota, Viridiplantae, Streptophyta, Magnoliopsida, Ericales, Balsaminaceae. Bases 21 to 1331 code for a protein of 436 amino acids. Gene Ontology annotation, biological process: NAD+ catabolic process; NADP+ catabolic process. The record is from RefSeq and is a predicted model, not a curated record. Gene Ontology annotation, molecular function: NADH pyrophosphatase activity.